UAUCGAGUCCCUAGACUUUACUAAGACUGGACCAAGCAUCUGAGAGACGGCCUAGUUUACGUUCGCAUUUGAAGCUUUCUUCAGCCAUAAGCGUGCGCUCUCAUUGGUGGAGGUACUUAGGCGACGCUAAGCGCUCGGCUACAUACAGGCUCCGCUCGAUAAGCACUCGACGAGCAGCCCCGACUUCUAGAAAUGGCUCCACUAGAGUAACCAUUUCCCGGACGUCCACCCCAGCCAUCCACCUCACGCCAAACGUUACGCCGUAAGUAACUGAUUCUCAGUUGUAAUGGAACUUCUGGAGGAAUAUACAAACAUAUCUUACAUCCCGUCUGAACCGUGCAACAAUUUCCAUAACUUCGACAUCUAUAUUCCGAAACAAUACGAGCCACGGAAUACCUCGGAUGAACAACCUCGUGGUCCACACACCAUAUCCCCUCUAGUUUGUUUCAUACAUGGAGGUGCAUGGAGAAGCGAAGAUAAGCUCGAUCAUGCCGGAUUGGCUCGUAGACUCGCGAGUUUCACUGGAUACGCAGUGGCGGUCACAAAUUACCGCCUGUCCCCUCGGGAAACGACAGAAGCCAAUGCAAUCCACCAUCCCGAUCACGUGAAGGAUGUUCUUCGCUUUCUUGAAUUUGUUAUCACCUGGGGAGGCCCGCAUGACAUCAGCGUCUAUGACCCAAACAGAUUAUGUUUGAUGGGACAUAGCUGUGGUGCUCAUAUAUUGUCAUCAAUCUUCCUCGAGGCUAAACGAGGCGAGGACCCUUUGUGCCCACCAGCCAAGCUUCUCGAAAGUACAAAGGCCAUAAUCACAUCAGAGGGGAUAUAUGACAUCGAUCUCCUUCUCUCGAGUUUCCCUGCUUACAGGGCUUGGUUCAUCGAGGCCGCAUUUGGUCGGCGGAGUACUUACGAGGAAGCUUCAGUCACGAAGAUGAUCCCGAGGGUGGCAUACCACCACUUGCAUUGGUUAAUCGUGCAUUCCAAAGGUGAUACUUUAAUUGAUGAAGCUCAGAGCGAAGCAAUGUAUCAGCAUUUACUUCACAAUAUUCCUCAUGCCACGAGGAACUUUGGUGAACUCAAGGAAGAGCAUAAUGCUGUACUAACAGGCGGAGAAUUUGUGCAACUUGUCGGACAAUACAUU
Molecule: messenger RNA, 1138 nt
Organism: Suillus paluster
Lineage: Eukaryota; Fungi; Basidiomycota; Agaricomycetes; Boletales; Suillaceae
Product: alpha/beta-hydrolase
Exons: 3
Source: RefSeq, a predicted model, not a curated record